AUGGAGGCUCAAGUUCCAAUCAGUGCCAAGUUAAACCGUCUUGCGGGCCUCAUUGAGGAGCAAGGGGCCCCCACUGAUCAGGAAAAGGGUGAUGAUCUACCUAGCUUACCUACAAAAGAGUUUCUUUUUCAGCCCAUCAAACUGGCAGAACUCAAACAGUCGCCAGUACUGAAGAAAAGGAAGGUGGGCCCUCCUCCACCGCAGAACGAAGACCAAUCGUUGCCAAUUCAGGCGUGGAAGGACGAACUGCUUCAAUUCACAGAAGACACCCUGAAUGGCUCAAAGUGUUCGAAACCCUUACAGUAUUACAAUUCCAUUUGCACGUUUUUAUGUAGGAGUGGCUACACGAAGCAGGUUUCCAAGGAGUUGAUUCAAUCGAUUGAGGGGUAUUUUGCUAAAGUUUUAUUGCCUGAGGUGAAAGAAGAGAUCCUAAACGAUGGAGAAAAUGCGAUUCAACACCUUGUCGACGCUUGGAAUAUCUGGUACACGAAAACCAAAAGAAUCCAUUUCGUCGUCAUUUUUCUGAACCAAUUGUAUUUGCUAAACUCAUCUUCCAGACAAAGUAUCGAUGUGCUUGCAACGAAGCUGUUUGUGGAGAACUUGCUGGAACUAGAAGGACACGAAGGAGAUGGGGAAUUGAUGCUUUAUGAUCAAAGUCAGAAACCUACUCGACUGAAAAUUCUUUUAAAUCUAUCAGAGUGGAUCAAGGAGCUGAAAACAACUGGAAAGCUUACAAACCAAAACCUUUACAACGAAUUCAAGGAGAUAAUCAAGAAUUUUGAGAUUGACAAUAAGAUUAAAUUGAAGAAUGUCCUCCCCGAUAUGAUAAGGGUAUGUGAUGAACAACUGAAGAAUAAAUGGAUAGGAGAUGAGAAAUUGGCUAAAGAUUAUGUCACAAAGGUCCAGAAUUCAAUGCUGAUUAGUCAAGAUUUAGCUAAGGAAUGGGAUGCUAAGUUUGAGAAGAUUCGGCAAAGAGAAAUCCACUUCUUUGUUGUGGAACCAAUCUAUAGAAUCACUCAGGAGCUAGUUCCAUCAUUGUUUUAUCUAGAUAUUGACUCAAUUGAAUUCUUGAUGUUUUGUGUUAAGGAUAACCCCAAUAAUUACAGAUUGAUCUUGGACGCUUUUGGUGAUAUUGUAAAGAAACAGCUCGAAGAAUGUUUCAACUCGGAUUCGUUGUAUACGGAGGAUUACAUUUUACAGCCGAACAAUAUUUUUGUAACCUGGAAUCAAAAACUAGAAAACAGGAUAUCAUAUGUCGAGUUGGAAAGUCAACUUGAAAAAGCAUUAACCGAUUCUCUGAAUCUACAUCAAGAAAAAGUGAUUCGUGCCUUGUUGUCUUUUAUAGAGUCCAACAUGAAGAAGCGUUCACGCUCAGAUUACUUGGAACUAGUCAGUUUCAUUUUUACCAAGCUCAAGAACAAAGCCGCAUUUCUGAAGCAAUAUCAGAACCAAUUGUCAAAAAGACUGCUAUACAAUUCAUCCAUACAGUUUGAUGAUGAAGAGUUCAUAAUAAACAAUCUCAAGACGGAUGAUGUAACCGCUGAGAUUGGUCCUCUUGCCAGCAUGAUUCAAGACAUCAAGAUAAGCUCAAAACUGACGUCCAGUAUUACCAAUGAUACGCCCAUAGAAAUGGAUUAUAAGAUCAUCAGGGACUUGAGCUGGCCCAAAGUUCCCCUUGAUUAUGAUGUUCGCUUGCCUCAGUACUUGCUUUCCGUUGUGGACAAUCCGGAACUUAAGGAGAAAGUUGUUAAGAAGAAUAUGGUUCGUUACAAGUGGUGCAAUUUUCUACAUCGAUUUGAGAUUGAGACUUCCUUCAAGGGCGAGGCCAAGACGUUGGUAGUUAACGGCUACUACGCCGCAAUUAUCCUAGCAUUUAAUGACUCUGAAAGUUUGACGUUAGCACAGUUGGCAAAGGUGACCGAGCUUGAAAAGCAGUACCUCAUAGAAUGUCUUAAAGUCCUUUGUCUUGGAAAAUAUAAACUUCUACUUAGAAACAAUCAGUCUCAGCCAUUGAAAGGUACGCCAUUCCGAGACGAUGAUGUCUUUUCAAUUAACACUGACUUUUCGGACAGAUCCAAGAAAUUGUUCAUUAAACCAGCCAAAGGCUUCAAGAAUGAUGAACCAAUUACAUCAAAUUACUACGACGCUCAAAAGGAAACUACAAACAGAAUUAAUGCCUUCAUAAUGAGAACGAUGAAACAACAAAGGGACUGUUCACAUUCCAAACUACUGGCCGACAUCCUAUCCUUUUUGAAAGAAUAUAAUAUUUCAAUCCCAAAAGCGUCGAUCGUGAAGGAAUGCAUAGAAGAACUCAUCAAACAGGGAUACCUGAAACGAGAUGCGUCCGGCUCCUCCUACCACUACAUCCCUUGA
Messenger RNA from Komagataella phaffii GS115, 2373 nucleotides. RefSeq lists its product as uncharacterized. The transcript has a single exon. Bases 1 to 2373 code for a protein of 790 amino acids. Gene Ontology annotation, cellular component: cullin-RING ubiquitin ligase complex. Gene Ontology annotation, molecular function: ubiquitin protein ligase binding. Gene Ontology annotation, biological process: ubiquitin-dependent protein catabolic process; protein ubiquitination. The record is from RefSeq and is a predicted model, not a curated record. NCBI's taxonomy places the organism in Eukaryota, Fungi, Ascomycota, Pichiomycetes, Pichiales, Pichiaceae.